CAUCACGUAUGGCCUUCAAUCGAUGAAUCGAUUGCUUGGCUAAUUGUCUUCAUUAAGUUGUCAAAACCGUCAUAAAUGAUGGCCUAUAAAAGGUGGUUUCCUCGAGAGAAGUCCCAUAAUCCCAGCACCAGUCUGUUAGAAAGGAAAACUCUUUGGAGAGACCAUGUCCGAGGGACCCUUCGAGCGCUACUGCAAGAUCAACCGGGCCAUUCGCUUCUGCGUGGGCCUGUGCGGCAACGACGUCAUUGCCGAGGACUAUCGCAUGUGGUGGCUCACGUACGCGGUGAUCGGGGCGAUACUGUUCUUCUUCGGCUGCACCGGGUACACGGUGUACGUGGGCGUUGUGCUGGACGGCGACCUCACCGUCAUACUGCAGGCCUUCGCCCUGGUGGGGUCCGCCGUGCAGGGCCUCGCCAAGCUGCUGGUCACCGCCCGGAUGGCGUCGGUGGUGCGCCAAAUCCAGGCCACGUACGAGGCCAUCUACAGGGAGUACGCGCGGCGGGGCGGCGACUACGGCAGGUGCCUGGAGAGGCGCAUCAAGACCACGUGGCACAUGCUCAUGUCCUUCAUGUGGGUGUACGUCGUGCUGGUGGGCGGGCUGAUCGCCUACCCGUUCUUCCAUCUGAUCCUCCACCACAAGAAGCUGCUGGUGAUGCAGUUCCGGGUGCCGUGGAUCGACGAGAGCACGGACGGGGGCUAUCUGGUGCUCAUCUCGAUACACGUGAUGCUCUUGUCGAUGGGCGGAUUCGGCAACUUUGGCGGCGACAUGUUUCUGUUCCUGUUCAUCAGCAACGUGCCCACGCUGAAGGACAUCUUCAGCGCGAAGCUCAGGGAGUUCAACGAGGUGGCUGUGCAGCGCCAGGACUACCAAAGGAUGCGCACACUCCUGUGGGAUCUGCUCGCCUGGCAUCAGCAGUACGUGAGGUGGGUCUGGGUCACACUUUUUGGCUGCAUUCUCCCUCAACUCGUUCCCCCUUCCCGUCUAGCAUUCUGCGGGACACGGAGCGCAUCUACAGGAUCGUUUUGUUCGUCCAGCUGUCCACCAACUGCGUGAGUAUCCUCUGCACCAUAUCCUGCAUCUUCAUUGGCGCCUGGCCCGCAGCCCCCAUCUAUCUGGUGUACUCCUUCAUAGUCAUGUACUCCUUCUGUGGCCUCGGCACCAUCGUGGAGACUUCGAACGAGGACUUCAGCAAGGAGAUCUACGCAAACUGUCUGUGGUACGAGCUGCCCGUCAAGGAGCAGAGGCUGGUCAUCCUCAUGCUGGCCAAGUCGCAGCACGAGAUCUCCCUCACCGCCGCCGACGUGAUGCCGCUGUCCAUGAGCACGGCCCUGCAGCUGACCAAAGGCAUCUACAGCUUCAGCAUGAUGCUGAUCACGUAUCUCGGCUACGAGAGCUAGAUUCGAGGCACAACGAGAUGUUUGGCUGGACAAAUUUCAUGGAAAGCGGUCCGUUUUGGGACUUAAAUGCACCCUCUCUGAGGUCAUAGGUUA
Molecule: messenger RNA, 1491 nt
Organism: Drosophila pseudoobscura
Lineage: Eukaryota; Metazoa; Arthropoda; Insecta; Diptera; Drosophilidae
Gene: Or67d
Product: Odorant receptor 67d
Exons: 2
Coding region: 76-1398 (440 amino acids)
Biological process (GO): detection of chemical stimulus involved in sensory perception of smell; sensory perception of smell
Cellular component (GO): plasma membrane
Molecular function (GO): olfactory receptor activity; odorant binding
Source: RefSeq, a predicted model, not a curated record